CCAACACCAACAUCCCCCACUCCAACAUCCCCAACAACAACAUCCCCAACAACAACAUCCCCAACACCAACAUCCCCUACACCAACAACCGCUACACCAACAUCCCCAACACCAACAUCCUCAACACCAACAUCUCCAACACCAACAUCUCCAACACCA
This is a messenger RNA of Anopheles maculipalpis, 159 nucleotides long. RefSeq lists its product as uncharacterized. The transcript has 2 exons. The annotation marks the transcript as partial. NCBI's taxonomy places the organism in Eukaryota, Metazoa, Arthropoda, Insecta, Diptera, Culicidae. The record is from RefSeq and is a predicted model, not a curated record.